Molecule: messenger RNA, 1476 nt
Organism: Wallemia ichthyophaga EXF-994
Lineage: Eukaryota; Fungi; Basidiomycota; Wallemiomycetes; Wallemiales; Wallemiaceae
Exons: 8
Coding region: 1-1476 (491 amino acids)
Cellular component (GO): mitochondrion
Molecular function (GO): metal ion binding; alcohol dehydrogenase (NAD+) activity
Source: RefSeq, a predicted model, not a curated record
AUGAAAAUAACAGGCGCAACAAAUAUCCACAAAUUAGGAGGCACUCAGGGGACACAUGCAGCGCGGAACCUGAUGCAGCUGACGCACUCUCCGUCGUGUGGCUGCUCGGCGUGUGGCAGUGGCAGUCGCAGUCUCAAUUCUCAGAAUGGGCCCGUCGGCGACAAUGCAUUUGAGAUGCAAUCGGCGGCUAUCCGAUUCGGUCAUAACGUCACGAGAGAAGUCGGCCAAGAUCUCGCGUCGAUGCGGGCGCGGAUGGUGGGCGUGUACACGGAUCCCACAGUAGCGCGACUGAGGCCAGUUAGAGCGGUACUCGAGAGCCUCGAAGAGAACAUGGUCCCACACAAGUUGUUCGAGCAGGUCAAAUGUGAACCCAACGAAGACAGUUUGCAGGCAGCUAUCGACUUUGCACGCCUGCACAACUUUUCCCAUUUCGUUGCCGUCGGCGGCGGCUCUACAAUAGACACUACCAAAGUAGCCAACCUCUUCAGCGUUUACAAGAACGAUCCUCUGCUCACCUUUGUCAAUGCGCCCGUUGGGAAGGGGCAAUUAGUGACGCAGCCGCUCAACCCGCUCAUAGCGAUUCCUACGACGGCCGGUACGGGCUCGGAGACGACUGGGCAGGCCAUUUACGAUCAUCAGAGCUUAGGCGCCAAGACGGGGAUAGCGUCGCGCAUGCUUAGACCCACUAUGGGCAUAGUGGAUGCUUGGAAUAUCGACACAUGUCCUGUGGAAGUGCAUAUAAGCGCUGGAUUAGAUACGCUAUUUCACGCUCUCGAAUCAUACACCGCUAUACCCUACACACAACGCUCACCACGCCCCCAGCACCCGUCGGAAAGACCCGCUUAUCAGGGCGCGAACCCCAUGUCGGAUGUGUUUUCCCUCUGGGCACUCAAAACGACGGUCAAGAAUCUGCCCAAGGUCGCAGCGGACCCAACGGACAAACGCGCUAAAGAACAGAUGCUCCUCGCUUCCACUUUCGCCGGCUACGGGUUCGGUACGGCUGGAGUGCACUUAUGUCACGCUUCUUCAUACCCUAUAUCCGGCCUCAAUAAGAAAGGUCCUCAGUAUUGUCAUCCGGGAUAUGAGGAUGUAGGAGAAGCAAUAAUUCCACAUGGCAUCAGCGUCGCGUUGACGGGACCAGCUGUGUUCAAGUUCACCACACCAUCUAACCCCGCACGGCACCGCGAGGCUGCGGCUAUCUUCGCUGGAAUGGAUAUGGAACCGGCUGAGUGGGCCAGGCUUCCCGACAGCGAUAUCGGCCAGCUGCUCUACGACCAGAUUGUUGCUUUCUUGGGUAAGCUCGGCGUGCCAAUGGGAUUGAGCCGUGUGGGGUACACGCAUUCGCAUAUUCCAGCACUCGUCGAUGGCACGCUCCCGCAGAGGAGAGUCCUCAGUCUGGCGCCUAACUUUGACCCAGGUGUGGAUGUGGCUAGGGAACAUCUCGCUGGGAUUCUCGAGUCGUCAAUGAGGUAUUGA